UUUUCUCCCACCCGGAUGCGCAUAUAAAAACCGCCGAAACCCUUGGCUCUCCUCACUUGACCACCGCAACCACUUCUCCCCUGUUUCCUCUCGUGCAUUCUCCGUGGGAAGCGAGGAGGACUCGCGGCCGGCGGCAGGUUCUGCUAGAUCUCCGGAAUCUGUAGCAAAUGGCUGACGGCGAGGACAUCCAGCCCCUUGUUUGUGACAAUGGAACUGGCAUGGUCAAGGCUGGUUUUGCUGGUGACGAUGCGCCAAGGGCUGUUUUCCCAAGCAUUGUUGGACGUCCCCGACACACUGGUGUGAUGGUUGGCAUGGGGCAGAAGGAUGCGUAUGUUGGUGAUGAGGCCCAGUCCAAGAGGGGUAUCCUGACUCUGAAGUACCCAAUCGAGCAUGGUAUUGUUAGCAACUGGGAUGACAUGGAGAAGAUCUGGCACCACACCUUCUAUAAUGAACUCCGUGUUGCGCCUGAAGAGCACCCUGUGUUGCUGACCGAAGCCCCACUCAACCCCAAGGCUAACAGGGAGAAGAUGACCCAGAUCAUGUUUGAGACCUUCAAUGUUCCUGCCAUGUAUGUCGCCAUCCAGGCUGUGCUUUCCCUGUACGCCAGUGGACGUACAACUGGUAUUGUGUUGGACUCUGGUGAUGGUGUGAGCCACACGGUGCCAAUCUAUGAAGGUUAUGCCCUUCCUCAUGCCAUCCUGCGUCUCGACCUUGCUGGGCGUGACCUGACUGACAGCCUGAUGAAGAUCCUCACUGAGAGAGGUUACUCCUUCACCACCACUGCCGAACGGGAAAUUGUAAGAGACAUCAAGGAAAAGCUCGCGUACGUGGCUCUUGACUACGAGCAGGAGCUGGAAAGCGCCAAGAGCAGCUCAUCUGUGGAGAAGAGCUACGAGCUGCCUGAUGGUCAGGUGAUCACCAUUGGGGCAGAGAGGUUCAGAUGCCCUGAGGUCCUCUUCCAGCCUUCCUUCAUUGGUAUGGAAGCUCCUGGCAUCCAUGAGACCACCUACAACUCCAUCAUGAAGUGUGAUGUGGAUAUCAGGAAGGACUUGUAUGGUAACAUUGUGCUCAGUGGUGGCACGACCAUGUUCCCUGGUAUCGCGGACCGUAUGAGCAAGGAGAUCACUGCCCUUGCCCCGAGCAGCAUGAAAAUCAAGGUGGUGGCACCGCCUGAGAGGAAAUACAGUGUCUGGAUAGGAGGAUCCAUCCUCGCCUCCCUGAGCACCUUCCAACAGAUGUGGAUCUCAAAGGCUGAGUACGAUGAGUCAGGACCCGCGAUUGUUCACCGGAAGUGCUUCUAAGCUUAAGGCCCAUCCCCACUUCGGCUCCAUUUAUGUAUUCCUUUCCAGCGAGUGCUUUUCAUGUAAGCUACUAUGUUUGAGAUUGCCAGCCUAUUGAGGAGGCAAUGUUGUUGGAUUUAUAUUUUGUGGCUCACUACAAUGCCAUGCAUUGCUCCAGCUCCUUUCCAUGCCAAGUUUGUUGCUAGUGGUGAAAACAUCAACCACAAAAAAAGAGGUCGGAAAUUAUUAAGGUACCUAGGAUCAUAUUGUAAUUGUACUUGUGCGAGUAACAUUAUUGGUUCUCUUUGUACAUCCAUCUCUGAGACAUGCAAUGCAAUUUGUUUGAUUGGUUGCCGCUUC
Sorghum bicolor (sorghum) is the source of this 1640-nucleotide messenger RNA. Its product is annotated as actin-7. The transcript has 5 exons. NCBI's taxonomy places the organism in Eukaryota, Viridiplantae, Streptophyta, Magnoliopsida, Poales, Poaceae. The record is from RefSeq and is a predicted model, not a curated record. The coding region runs from base 168 to 1301 and encodes 377 amino acids.